UUUAAUAAUCCCUAUUGUGCUUGGGUUUUGCAAUCUAUCAAUCAAAUCAGACCCUUCUUCUAUACCACUGCAACUCAGUUUACAUUAUCAAUUACUACCUGGAAUCGCCCUUCUGAUCACUCAGACUGUGUGUUAGUUGCACAAUCAAAAUGGGUAUAAUCGAAAGAAUUAAAGAGAUUGAAGCCGAGAUGGCUCGUACCCAGAAAAAUAAAGCUACUGAGUACCAUCUUGGUCAGCUCAAGGCAAAGAUAGCUAAGUUAAGGACCCAGUUGUUGGAACCUCCUAAAGGCUCUAGUGGAGCUGGAGAUGGUUUUGAAGUUACAAAAUAUGGCCAUGGGCGUGUCGCAUUGAUAGGAUUUCCGAGUGUCGGGAAAUCUACUCUCUUAACGAUGUUAACCGGCACUCAUUCAGAGGCUGCUUCAUAUGAGUUCACAACACUUACCUGUAUUCCUGGGAUUAUACACUAUAAUGAUACUAAAAUUCAGUUGCUUGAUCUUCCUGGAAUUAUUGAAGGUGCUUCAGAAGGCAAGGGACGUGGGAGACAGGUUAUUGCUGUUGCGAAGUCUUCAGACAUAGUGUUGAUGGUUCUUGAUGCCUCAAAAAGCGAGGGCCAUCGGCAAAUAUUGACAAGUGAACUGGAAGCUGUGGGUUUGCGUUUAAAUAAAAGACCGCCUCAUAUUUAUUUCAAGAGGAAAAAAACGGGUGGCAUCUCUUUCAACAGCACUCUAGCAUUAACUCACGUAGAUGAGAAGCUAUGUUAUCAGAUUUUACAUGAAUAUAAGAUUCACAAUGCAGAGGUGCUAUUUCGUGAGGAUGCUACCGUGGAUGAUCUUAUUGACGUCAUUGAGGGUAACCGUAGAUACAUGAAAUGCGUAUAUGUUUACAACAAGAUAGAUGUUAUUGGUAUUGAUGAUGUGGACAAGUUAGCUCGCCAACCAAAUUCUGUUGUCAUUAGCUGCAAUCUGAAGCUCAACUUCGACAGACUACUUGCAAAAAUGUGGGAAGAAAUGGGGUUAGUGCGAGCCUACACAAAACCGCAAGGCCAGCAACCUGAUUUCUCUGAUCCUGUUGUUCUUUCAACUGAUCGAGGUGGCUGCUCAGUUGAAGACUUCUGUGAUCACAUACACAGGAGUUUAGUGAAGGAUGUGAAAUACGUUCUAGUGUGGGGCACUAGUGCCAGGCACUACCCUCAGCAUUGUGGCCUUAGUCAUGUUCUACAAGAUGAGGACGUCGUUCAGAUUGUUAAGAAAAAGGAAAAGGAUGAUGGAGGUGGUAGAGGUAGAUUCAAAUCGCAUUCAAAUGCUCCGGCUCGGAUUUCAGACCGAGAGAAGAAGGCACCAUUAAAGAAUUAACAGCAUCAACUGGCAUUGGCAUGGGAUUCCGGUACUCGUGUUUCAUAGAAUGGAACACCGAUCUUGUUCGGAAUAAACUCUACAUUGCCUGUGUUGUAAUUUUGAUAAGCUAUUUUUUGUUCCUCUUUUCUCCUUUAUUUCAUCUGAAGGCUGUAUUUUGAGACUCCCUCAGAUUUCACGAGCUUUAGAAUUAUGAUGUAUGACAUUAUUUAUGAACUAUUACAUACUUUUAUGAAUGAAAAGUAAAGAAAACUAUGCUUGUAUUGCA
Molecule: messenger RNA, 1620 nt
Organism: Mercurialis annua (annual mercury)
Lineage: Eukaryota; Viridiplantae; Streptophyta; Magnoliopsida; Malpighiales; Euphorbiaceae
Product: developmentally-regulated G-protein 2
Exons: 11
Coding region: 150-1352 (400 amino acids)
Biological process (GO): cytoplasmic translation
Cellular component (GO): cytoplasm
Molecular function (GO): GTPase activity; GTP binding
Source: RefSeq, a predicted model, not a curated record